CUGGCUUCGAACGAGGCAACGCACUGCCCAGCCUAGUUUGAAGCGAAAUGCGGCAAAUGAUUUGAAAAUUACAAGCACAAGAAAUCCAGCACUGAACGAUUUUGUCUCCUAAAGUACAAAUUGCUUGAGAUUUGGCAGAGAAAUGACAAGUACCAAGAAAAAACCACAGUGGAUAUCCUCAUCAUUUGGAGACUUUGCUGCUACACAAGCAAUAAAGCCCAAAUCAGCCCCAACAAAAAGAAAGAAAAAUGGACAUUUUGUCCAAGAACCAGGUUUUCUCCAAAGUCAAAAAAUUGAUUCAAAUGCAAAUUCUGCACUACUACCAUGGUCAGAGAAACACAAGCCAUUGAAAGAGACUGACCUUUCUGUGCAUAAGGCUAAGAUUGCUGAAGUCAAAGAUUGGUUACUAAGUCAUCUUUGCUCACAAAGAGACAAGAACCAUGGAAGUAUCCUUGUUUUGACUGGACCAGCAGGAGCAGGGAAAUCAGCAACCAUAGAUGUUCUUAGUAAAGACUUGAACAUUGAGCUUCAAGAGUGGAGCAACCCAGCCACCACCACAAAUGAGGAAUAUACAAUGUGGAAAGACUUUAGAAUUUUGCAGACGGAUUCCCAGCGAAAGCAGUUUCAAGAUUUCCUUUUACGAGCAAAUAAGUAUUGCAGUUUGUCGCUUUCUGGCCAGGAGCCGUCCAAUUCUGCACAUGGAAGGAAAAUUAUCGUCGUUGAGGAUAUACCAAAUGCGUUAUACAGGAAUGUCAAGGAUUUCCACGACAUUUUGAGGCAGUUUCAAGCCACUAGUCGGAACCCGUUGGUGUUUAUAAUAUCUGACAGUUACGUGGGGGAGAGCAGUUUACAUCGUUUGUUUCCGAAGAAAGCUCAAUUGGAUCUUCGCAUUAAUUGCAUCAACUUUAAUGCUGUAACGAAUACCAAUUUGGUGAAGUGUUUGACGAAGAUAGUCAACACAGAGUCUCAACUGAACAAUAUCAAUGUGCCGAGCAAGGAUGCUCUGGACCUUUUAAUAUCAAGCAAUGCUGGUGAUAUCCGCGCGUGCAUAAAUUCGUUGCAAUUCUACUGUACAAACGAGUAUUACUCAGGAAAACCCCAUGCUGGAGACUCUUUAAAAAAUAGCACUGCAAAGAAAUCCACGUCGAAAGAAAAAUCUUCGAAAGCAAAGAAACAAAUUGCAGAAAGUGAUGGUGGAAGUUUGUUAAUGGGGAAAGAUACUUCUUUGUUUUUGUUUAAGGCACUGGGAAAGAUACUUUACUGUAAACGUGAAGCGGUUCCAGAUUCUGAAAAAUCCAAGCAAUUACCAAGGCAUCUUCAAGUACAUACCAGGGACAGGCUCUUGAUAAGCCCAGAGGAAAUUACAGAGAAGACCCACACUGACAAAGAAACCUUCAAUCUUUAUCUGCACCAGAAUUAUCUCGAUUUCUACCAAAACAUUGAUGCUGUGGCAAAUGCCAGUGAUUGGUUUAGCAUUGCUGAUUACGUCACAACUCAAUGGUCGACACGGGACCUAAUGAAGAAUUACGGAUCAUCGUUAGCUACACGUGGUGUCAUUUUUGCAAAUCAUCAAAAAUCCACAUCGUCAACUGGUGCCGUGUCAAGAGGCUGGAAGCCUCUUAAUAAACCACAGUGGUUCCAUGCAUUCAAAGAGGGAAAUUCGAAUAAGAGGACUGCAGAGGAUCUGUUUUAUGACAUGCGUCAUCCGGCUGUUGACUUACAUACAGAAGUACUACCAUAUUUAGCAAAAAUUAACGUAUCGCUUCGAACACCAAGUCAUAUCUCCUUCGUUCAAAUGAUAUCUCGUUUUAAUAUCAAUUCAUAUCGGCCAAGUGCUACCCUCGGCCAAAUGGAAAAUGCCACCACAGACAUCGAUGACAUGGGCACCGAAGUUGACUCGAAAAUGGUUCCAAAACAAGAUGACGAGAACUCAGUAACUUUGAGCCAGCUCGGAGUGGAGACACAAGGAAGCUGCGAGGAAAGUGACAGUUUUGAGGAGAAUUUAAUUGAAGAUUUUAGUGACGAUGAUGACCUUGCCGAUUUUCUCCUUAUGUAGUCUAUGGAAGGGGGUUUAGAUGCCUAAAUAAAGUGCACGGAAUCAUCGAGAAUUUGCUGGUAGUGGGAGUAAGAAUUUGCAAAAGGUAUGAGUCUUAUAUGCAAUGUUUUUAACCCUCAACAGAAGAGCGGAUCUUAAAUUUGCACAACUUAUACCUUACGUUGGUUGCAGCAAUAAAGACGAAAAUGAACAUGACCAUUCAUGAUAUGUUUAGAUUCGUGAAAAAGGCAAAUAUGCAAGAUUAAGAAAAACCAAAACAUUGCAAAAAGAUAACGAUUGCAUACACACAACUGAUGUACUAAAAAUUGCAUCUGCAUUCACAAGAAAAUCCCUAGGAUUGCUAAUAACAUCUAGGUAUCUUUCCUUUGUUUUUAGUCGUGGCUUAAGAAAACCCCAGGCUCUGUAAUUCGGUGAUAAAUGCUGAUUAUUGUAUAUCUUGACUGCUAUAUGGAUGUAUCGCUGUUAGAAACUGCUGGCAAUCUCUUUGGGACCCUGACCCUACUUCCCAUCUUUCAGCAAAGCCGGUAUCGUUGCUUAAACCUCAGGAUUUCCAAGUAGGUAAACGUGCAGUUGCAUCUUAAAUGUUUUGACAAGGGUGAAACCACAGGAUAUUCCUUGUUGAUGGGAUACUAUCGUUUAUCAAGAUUGUAUCUUGGAUCCUUUGUUGCCGAAUUGUUUAAUGAAAGUGCUUGAUUGUCAAUAAACUGCAUAUAAACCCGUGCAUCCCUCCUGGAUACGCUUCUGUCUCUCGUAAAUUUAAUUUUAUUAUUCGAUAUUUAUAGUGAAAGUUCACCCGCUUAGGACUCGGACCAGUAUUUGUAUAAAUUGUUAAUAUUCAUAUUAAAGUGAAUUUGAUACACUAUAAAUUUGCAUUUUCGAAUCAUGCAUCUUCUGGCU
Molecule: messenger RNA, 2953 nt
Organism: Rhopilema esculentum
Lineage: Eukaryota; Metazoa; Cnidaria; Scyphozoa; Rhizostomeae; Rhizostomatidae
Product: cell cycle checkpoint protein RAD17
Biological process (GO): DNA repair; DNA damage checkpoint signaling; mitotic DNA replication checkpoint signaling
Molecular function (GO): chromatin binding; DNA clamp loader activity
Source: RefSeq, a predicted model, not a curated record